AUGCGAGUGGUAGGCCAUUACAGCUACUUCUUCAUUUUGCUGAGGAUAGAUCACCUUCUAUACUUAGAAAUAAUGAGUCCGAAGAAGAGGUGUAAACGCAGUGUAAGAACAGGAGACCCACCUAGCAACUCUUCAAGCGAAUCCAGUUUUUACGAACUAUCUGAUGUGGAGAGCAGUGCCAGUUCUCAUCGUGAUAAGUCAUUAACCAAACGGAAAAAAUCUAAUCACCACGGAAAGUCCUUUACCAAGAAACAGAGGGUAGUGAACACUGAACAACGUGUUCGAGAAAUAUUGGAGGAAUAUAGUGAAGACCAUGAUUCUGACAGCCCUAAUGUACAAAUAACACCAUAUGGCAGCGACCCUGAAUUUGUAAGGCAGCUUGAGAGGGACAUACUUUUUCAGGGAACCAACACUAAGUCAACAGCAACACUAACAUAUGACGUGUUCAGGAAGUCAGCUCAAAAUAGUUUGCACUAUUUGUUUUAUAUAUGGUUCUGCAAGACUGCACAAACAAAUUUCUACGUGGAGCCCAUACUUGGCCUCAAGUACCCACUUGUCCACCUUAUAAGGGACCCUCAAGCAAAAUGGGACGUAUCGUCAGGUGUUCCUGGUCCUGUUGUGUCGCUGGUGUUGGAUUCCUUGUGUUAUUACCAGACCUUUUCAAAGACCCAGAAAAAGAAUUUAUCAAAAUCGCUCAGGCGCUUUGGUAGACGACUCCUGGAUAAAGGGACUUACCGAUCUCCAAGUACCAUCCACGGCAGCCUAGCCACACUCCCUCCUACCAGUAUAUUCCAAAUAGGCAGUGUGAAGUUUCCAAGCUGUCUUUUCAAGGAGCGAGCAGUUAUAAAACUCUUCAAUGAGAUCAGGAAGAAUGGAUUUGGGGUUCUGCAGGGAACAUCUGCUGCCGCCAAGGAAAUUGCAGAACUCGACUCAAUGGAAUUGGAUAACAAACGGCUGCGGAAAUUAAAUGAAGAGAAGCAGAACCUUCGAGAGAAAAUUAAGCGAGCAGAGGAUGGGAUAGCGGAGUACGAGCGAGUUCUUCACGAGAAAUUGGAGCAAUACAAAAUGGUGGCGGCGGCUGAUGAUGCCUUUGAGCGGCUGGUGAAGCACGUUCGUAAGUUGCCACUCAAUGGUCUUGAGGGCAUCUGCCUUGCGAUGGUCAGGAGGGUACUGAUGCAGACCGACCCCCCUCCCAGGAGUUUAGUCGAUUUCAUAAAUGUCACCCUCGAAGUGCAAUCGGAUUGGAGGAAUGAGCCUAAACCUCAGUGCUUCUGUGAGAUGAGGUACUGCUGGACUUCACACAUGCCUAGGCUCAGGGCUCAUUAUGAGGCACCCCGCCAAACGACAGUUGUCCGCCAUCCACCCCAACUCACUCCCAUUUCAACUCAUUCAAGGUCAGAUCCAGUAAUGACUUCUCCCAGAACUUUGCAAGAAGAGCAACUCCCCAUUAUACCAGAAGAAGGGCUCCAAUCUGAACAAAAUGAUGUUGAGUCAAAUUGUGCUUCAGUAACAGUAGCUGGCGAAGGAGGGGAAUCCGAUGUUGAAAGAGGGGGUGUGUCCAGCGCUCACGGCAGCGAAGCUGAGCAGGGGACUCGUCCCAAACGUAGCAGGAGGGGAGGAGCCAGCAAUGCCGCUAAAAAGUGCAACGUCUUUCUUCGAAGUCGGAAGCGGGACCCAUCUCCUGUUUGAUUGGUUAAUUUGACUACAAGCCCUUAAUAUUAUGUGAGAUUGUAACAAAGCUCUUUUCAAAUAAUUCUUCCAUAACGGAACCCUUUUAAUAAUUACAAUAGAUUUCUCUCAUUAGUAUUUCAUUUUCAUAUUAUAUAAUUUUCAAUGUAUCUUUUUUUAUCAUUUGCAGUCAUGGAUUUCCAAAUUUUAUUAUUUUUCAAUAUCUAAGUAUAGUAGUCAGUUAAGCCAACAAUUUUCAUGGGCCUUUUGCUAUAUGAAGGUACAAGUUCCUUUUGAGCCCAUAAUCAAAAUGGAAGCAAGAUACAGUUGGUGGUACAUUGAAUUGAUUUUAUUAUAUGAUUAUAUUUAUUUCCCAUAAAUUCUUUUCUUAAAAAUAGCUUUAAUAAAUAUUAUUAAUAUAUAAAUAAUGUAAUUAUAAUAAGUAAUUAUUUUGAUUUUUAAGUCUAAUUUCUAACUGCAAUAAAUUCUGUAUCAUAUAUAACAUUCUCUUUACCACCACAUUCCAGUCAACUAGUAUGUUUACCUGAAUGGUGUUGAAUGUGUUUCAUUACGAUCCGUCUAGGCGAAAGGUUAAGCGUGAAUGUGUUUAAUUAGGUUUAAGGAUUUAUGGCCAUAUAAAUUUACCAUUUAAUGGUCAUUUAUAUAUUUUCCUGGCACUGUCACAUUAAUGCUAUAGCACCAGUUGGCUGUGUUGAUGUAAUUUCAUCCCCAGUUAAUUUGGUUUAUAGUAGUGGUAGUGUCUAAAUUAUGAAUAAAGACUAACCAAUUUAUUGACAUCAAUUUUCAUUUGUAGCGGACAGCUCGUACGGAGGCCAUGUGGGAUGUGUCUGUGCAAUGGGGUAAAACUUGUUGUGUGGGCAGAUUCCGGGUGGUAACUCCAUGUCUGUUCUGCUUGUAGGCGGAUCGUCUUCCCCAUGUUCGGUGUCCUAUGCCCCGUCCCAUUUUUCCAAAGCCUGGACACUGUUUUGGCUAGCAUUUCGCUAGCCGUUUAUUAUUAGCGUCACACUUCACCUGUAAUCCUGUUAGCAGUGGGGGGAUUAUGGGUUAAUAUUCUAGCCACUACCCAUACCGUUAGCUUAUAUUGCUCGGUAUCGUGGUGGGUGUCAGCUGUCACCCCCACGUUAAAAACCCUUGACUCAGAGUAAAUCUUUGUCAAUAAAAACUACUUUCUUUGUGGUGUGGUCGUGCUGUUUAAAAUGGAAGAAUAUUUGAUUGAGCUUUCCGAUUCAUGUCAAGUAUAUAGAUAUGAUUUCUAUUCUAUGAAUUUUUUGUAUUAUAUUGAAGUUCAAUAUUUGUGCAUUGUAUAGUAAAAACUUUUGUUUUUCUCUACUAUUAUAACAAAAUCACUCGUUUUACUACAUUUGCUGUGUUCAGUUUUAUUUUCAUCCAUUAUGUAUAUGUUAGAUGAUAGGGGGUCAGUGUUUUAAUAUUGUUAACUAUUGCUUUAAAAAUAUAUCUAUGUAAUAUUAAUAAUAGACUAGGCAAGUUCGCUCUAUUGCCAACCUUUUUAUAUUAAUAGUCCUAUGCGUUGUUAUUGUUGGCAACGUGUAUUGCGGUAAAAGAAAUACUCUUAACACUCUUAAUGCCAUUGUAUUGUUAUUUCAAGAUUUUAUAAUUGAGUAUGAUAUGAUGGCUGUGACUAGUUAAUAAUGUUUGUAUAUUUGUUGUAAUAUAAUGAGGUUUAUUAUUGUGUUGCUAGGUGGGUCUUUGUAUUUAUAAUUGUUUUGUAAAUCGUGUGUUUUGUAAAUUAAGCUUGUUAUUUAAUUAAACUGUAAUGUAAAGUGCAUUGUAUAGGGUGUCCCACGAAGGGGUUUAAACGUUUGAUUUUAUAUUACGCGCCCAUUCAUGCACCGAACUUUUUGAAACUUUACACAGUUUACAAGGUAGGUUUUAAAAAUAUUCUGGAAAAAUUUCAACUCCCUAACCUUAGAAGAAACAAAAUGGCGGCAUAUUGAAAAAGUUACUUUAAAACAUUAAAAAAGGUAUUUUUGGUUUUAUAAAAUAUUUUUAUUGUUACUUUCCAGGGCAAUAUGACUUAAAAAAAAGAAAAAAUUAGAACAUAGCCAAAUGGAAAACUAAAAAUUAAUCAAACAACUAAUAAAUAAUAAUAAUAAAUAAAUAACUAAUAAUAAAUCAUGAAAGUAGUUUUUAUAGAAAGCACAUUGGUAAAUUUGUCAAUAAGCCGCCAUUUUGUUUCUACUAAGGUUAGGGAGUUGAAAUUUUUCCAGAAUAUUUUUAGAACCUACUUUGUAAACUGUGUAAAGUUUAAAAAGGUUUGGUGCAUGAAUGGGCACGUAAUAUAAAAUCAAACGUUUAAACCCCUUCGUGGGACACCCGGUGUAUAUCAUAUAUAUAAUAUUGCUAGGUGGGUCUUCUGAUGAUAUGAGUUAUAUUAAGAUACGAAUAAUGUAUUGUAAGUGUUUCUUCAAUUUACUGUUAAAACUGUAAGCUGUGUGUAAUCUGCGUUAUGAAUUAUCAAAUAACUGUUUUACAACAAUGUAACUUUGUUAUUUCACAUAAGCUUAGUUUUCAACAUGACUAAAUGGCAUUGUGCCAUUAAUUUGCUUCAUAUUA
This is a messenger RNA of Macrosteles quadrilineatus (aster leafhopper), 4263 nucleotides long. RefSeq lists its product as uncharacterized. The transcript is spliced from 11 exons. The record is from RefSeq and is a predicted model, not a curated record. Lineage: Eukaryota; Metazoa; Arthropoda; Insecta; Hemiptera; Cicadellidae. The coding region runs from base 1 to 1689 and encodes 562 amino acids.